AAUACAGAGAAACAAGGCUCAAAAUGAGUCGUGUAAAACCAACAAAAGUGACUGCUCAUCCACAACCCUAAACCAACCCACUUGUCCUUCUUCUUCUUCCUCUUCUUCUUCUUCUUCUUCUCCUCCUCCUCCUCCUUAUUCUGUUUGGUGCGCAAUUUCUCUUCUCUCCUCCUUUAAAUCCGGUCUUGUCCCUGGAAUUAUCUCUAGCUAAGCUAGCUGUUUGAUGUUCAGGAAUUAAUUAUUAAUUCAUCAUCAUCAUCAUCAACCACCUUUGCCGCCAUGGAUGAAACUGCAGGAUGUGCUUCAAGCGAUGAUGCAAGGAACACCUGUCCUCGUGGACACUGGAGACCCGCAGAGGAUGAGAAACUCCGGCAGCUCGUCGAACAGUACGGUCCCCAGAACUGGAAUUCCAUUGCUGAGAAGCUCCAAGGCCGAUCAGGUAAAAGUUGCAGGUUGAGAUGGUUCAAUCAACUAGACCCCAGAAUCAACAGGAGGCCGUUCACUGAAGAAGAAGAAGAGAGGCUUCUCGCGGCUCAUCGCAUCCAUGGCAACAAGUGGGCGCUCAUAUCUCGGCUCUUCCCGGGUCGAACCGACAACGCCGUCAAGAACCACUGGCAUGUGAUCAUGGCGAGAAAGCAAAGAGAACAAUCCAAGCUUUGCGGUAAAAGAAGCUUCCAGGAUGCUUUUGGCGGCGAUGACAACUCAUCAAGAUUAACCCAAGAAGAUCACUGUGGCGGCUUUGAGAGAAGCAGCAGGCGGAGGUUGUUUGAUUUCCAAGCCCCAUACAAAGAUGGAAUUUUCACUGUGUUGCCAUCUUCUUUGCCCCCUACUUGGAGUGCUUCUUUCGGUACCAGACCAUCUUCUUCUUCAGCAAUGUUGGAUCUCAACCCCGGUUCAUACUACUGCACUGCUGAGAGCUCAAAUAGCACUUCAAACUUUAAACCUAAUUACAUCAAUUCUUCAGCAUGUAGUGGCUGCCGCCGUUCGAGUCCAUUGAUCGAGCUCCCAAGCUACAAGAGGGUUGUUUCAAGUCCUUUCGGGUACUUCAGAGUUGUCGAUGGAACCGGGUCAUCAACUCCUGGAGGGGUGAUGAUGAAGAGAGAUCGUCAGUUCCUCAAUUUUGGAAAGAUGAGGGAGAGGGAGAGUACUAAUGCCGAUGAUGAUCAGCAAGAGUGUGGAGUCGCCGAUGAGUCCAUCAAGCAGAGAGACAUUCCCUUCAUCGAUUUUCUUGGCGUGGGAAUCUCUUCUUGAACCCCAAAUUAAGGCCUAGCUUGCUAAUUUUAAUUAUUUAACUCUGCUCGUGUUAUCUAUACUAUUUGUAGCAUGAACAGCUAAUAAUUAAGCUAAUUAUUGGCUAGCUAGCACAUUUGCAUUUUCUUUAAUUUGCAUGCCCAUGGGUGCCAUCCAUCGAGAACCCAUCUUUAAUUAAUUCAAAU
Molecule: messenger RNA, 1436 nt
Organism: Diospyros lotus (date-plum)
Lineage: Eukaryota; Viridiplantae; Streptophyta; Magnoliopsida; Ericales; Ebenaceae
Product: transcription factor MYB77-like
Exons: 2
Coding region: 280-1251 (323 amino acids)
Biological process (GO): regulation of DNA-templated transcription
Cellular component (GO): nucleus
Molecular function (GO): DNA-binding transcription factor activity, RNA polymerase II-specific; RNA polymerase II cis-regulatory region sequence-specific DNA binding
Source: RefSeq, a predicted model, not a curated record